AUGGUGCUUCUUCUCUUCACCGUGCUGAUCUCCUCGCUCGUCUCAGCUGCGACGGUAGCAUCCCCUCCGCCAUCCGGAGUGUGGCCCCCGUAUCUGUCGUCUGCGCCUGCGUGGCGCACGAGGGAAGAGAGCGCCGUAUCCUCCGACUCUGGCGAGUCCCUCCGUCUUCCGUAUUUCCCGGAGGACGAAGAGGAAACCCUCCCGGUAGCCUCUUCGUUUUCUCCGUCUCUCCUUCGGGCUCAGCGCUCGCAGCUCGUGGGUGCGUCUCUCGAGAGAACACCCCUCUUUCGUCGUGCGCCCGAAGUUCAAGAUGAGGGCCCUGGCGUUAGCUGGCUGGGUCUGACCGAAGACAAGAGCGACGCAAGCGGCGGCGAGGGGGAGGACAAAGAGGGGGAAUCCGAGAGGGGAGAAAGUGAAGAGGAGAAGUCGUCCGUCAGUGAGAGCGGCAACAACGAAGAGAAGUCCGAGUCGAAAGACUCAGAGACAGGUGCCGACGAACCGGCGAACAAAUCUGAACAGGGAGACAAAACACACCAGGCAGAAGGACCAGGCCAGGAGUCUGGGGACGGCGAAGACUCUGGACAGCCGCAAGUGACCGCAGAAUCUGAGCACCCAGGAACAAAAACGAGCGAGUCAGAAGGCGAGAACACCUCGAUCAGAGACGACGAGAAAAUAUCCUCUCAGUCUGCGUCUGAACCUGCCAGCGCGUCGGAAGGGACGACAAGGGCAGUGUCGCACGAAGAACCGAACGAGAGUGCAACAGGAGCUGAGAAUCAGGGCGUGGCCGCAUCUGCCACGCCCCAGGCAGAGGGCGAGGAGGCACAGGGGAGCGAGGGAAGCGAGGAAAGCAGUCCCAGUUCAUCCUCGCCGCACGUGGAGGCGCCGGCGCAUGCAGGUGCUGAUGCCCAACACACAGCCUCUGGAGAAACAGAGGAAAAAGAAGAUGCAAGCAACACCAGCCCUUCGAAGGAUAGCGAAACGCCCAACGACGGCCACGAAGCGAAGAACCCCGCGGAGGAAAACGCGCAAGCACAGGCUCCAGAACAGACUGAGGGACAGGGGGAGCAAGAACAUGAGUCACAACCCGCAGAAGGACAGACGCAAGAACAUGAAGCGCAACCUACAGAAGGACAGGCGCAAGAACAUGAAGCUCAGCCCACAGAAGGACAGGCGCAAGAACAUGAAGCGCAACCUACAGAAGGACAGGCGCAAGAACAUACUCCAGAACAGACCGAGGGGCAGGAGGAGCAUGAACAUGAGUCGCAACCCGCUGAAGGACAGACGCAAGAACAUGAAGCGCAACCUACAGAAGGACAGGCGCAAGAACAUGAAGCUCAGCCCACAGAAGGACAGGCGCAAGAACAUGAAGCGCAACCUACAGAAGGACAGGCGCAAGAACAUACUCCAGAACAGACCGAGGGACAGGAGGAGCAUGAACAUGAGUCACAACCCGCAGAAGGACAGACGCAAGAACAUGAAGCGCAACCUACAGAAGGACAGGCGCAAGAACAUGAAGCUCAGCCCACAGAAGGACAGGCGCAAGAACAUGAAGCGCAACCUACAGAAGGACAGGCGCAAGAACUUGAAGCGCAACCUACAGAAGAACAGGCGCAAGAACAUGAGGCGCAGCCUACAGAAGGACAGGCGCAAGAACAUACUCCAGAACAGACCGAGGGGCAGGAGGAGCAUGAACAUGAGUCGCAAUCCGCUGAAGGACAGGCGCAAGAACAUGAAGCUCAGCCCACAGAAGGACAGGCGCAAGAACAUGAAGCGCAACCUACAGAAGGACAGGCGCAAGAACUUGAGGCGCAGCCUACAGAAGGACAGGCGCAAGAACAUACUCCAGAACAGACCGAGGGACAGGAGGAGCAUGAACAUGAGUCACAACCCGCAGAAGGACAGACGCAAGAACAUGAAGCGCAACCUACAGAAGGACAGGCGCAAGAACAUGAAGCUCAGCCCACAGAAGGACAGGCGCAAGAACAUGAAGCGCAACCUACAGAAGGACAGGCGCAAGAACUUGAAGCGCAACCUACAGAAGAACAGGCGCAAGAACAUGAGGCGCAGCCUACAGAAGGACAGGCGCAAGAACAUACUCCAGAACAGACCGAGGGGCAGGAGGAGCAUGAACAUGAGUCGCAAUCCGCUGAAGGACAGGCGCAAGAACAUGAAGCUCAGCCCACAGAAGGACAGGCGCAAGAACAUGAAGCGCAACCUACAGAAGGACAGGCGCAAGAACUUGAGGCGCAGCCUACAGAAGGACAGGCGCAAGAACAUACUCCAGAACAGACCGAGGGGCAGGAGGAGCAUGAACAUGAGUCGCAACCCGCUGAAGGACAGGCGCAAGAACAUACUCCAGAACAGACCGAGGGACAGGAGGAGCAUGAACAUGAGUCACAACCCGCAGAAGGACAGACGCAAGAACAUGAAGCGCAACCUACAGAAGGACAGGCGCAAGAACAUACUCCAGAACAGACCGAGGGGCAGGAGGAGCAUGAACAUGAGUCGCAACCCGCAGAAGGACAGACGCAAGAACAUGAAGCGCAACCUACAGAAGGACAGGCGCAAGAACAUACUCCAGAACAGACCGAGGGACAGGGGGAGCAAGAACAUGAAGCGCAACCUACAGAAGGACAGGCGCAAGAACCGGGGAUGGAGGACACUGCGGAGGCACACGAGGCUCCACAGCCCGAGAGUUCAUCGGAAGAACAAGAGUCGCCAGCUGCAGGAGUUGGAGAGGAGACGCAGCCGCAAGGACAGAGUGGACAAGAACAGGCCAAGCCGGCUGAGGAGACACCAGAAGUCUCGGAAACCCCCUCAGGCGAACAGGGCUCUGUCCCUGAGGCGGAGACUCCAGAAAAGCAGGGAACCGAAAACGGUGCAGUCGCUCCAGAAGCUGAGUCGGCUUCAGCUUCCACUGGCGUCGACAUUGAAAACGCAACUUCGACAGAACCAGCAGAAUCUGCAGCGGCGGCGCCUGUUGAGCUCUCUGCUCCCGCCGCUGAGGAGCAGACCGCGGGAGGCGAGGCGAGGGAGUCUCAGUCUUCUGAGGGUCAGCUGGAAGCUCUUGCGGCUGAAGCGGCGCCGACUGCCGCUUCGCCAGCCGAAGCAGAGACUCCCGGGGCCCAGUCGAGUGGAGCGGCGGGGCUUGAGCCUGCAGGUCAAGAGCAGGAGGCGGCGACAGGCGCAGAAGACGUUCGGGAUGGGUGCUACGCCACGCGGAGACAGGAGGUUGAGCAGCAGGCGAAUGAAUUGCUCAAAGUCUGCGAGAGAAACGAGAAUUUCACCAAGGUCGAUCAACGGUUCUGCGAUGAACUUUUCAAGAGGAUCGACGGUCCGUUCACGGUUGCGGAGGUGUCUGCGAUGCUCCGAGCUGCCGACGCAGCUAACAACAUUAGCCGCAAUUUCCGAUUUUGCCGAGCAACUCCGACAAGCAGUCCUCCGAGAGUGCGAGACGGAGACACCGUAGUCCACGCUGCGAUUGCUGCGUCGAAGCCUCGCGUCGUCGAGAUUCUGCUUCAGUACGGAGCGUUCCCGAACGUAGAAGCCUUCCCGAGUUCUCCAGAGGCAGCUGCGAGAACGGGUAUGCGUCCUCUCCACUACGUUGCACGGUACCCAACCCUGGAAAAUUACGAAUCUCUUUUUCUUCUUCUGAACUACGGAACUUCUGUCAACGAUCGAGACGUGGGAGGCCGGACCCCGCUGAUGAUCGCCGCGCGUUCCUCGCAUCCACACUCAAAGCUCUUUGCCAAAGCUCUGAUCGAGCGCCAUGCGGAUGUCAACGCACGAGAUAAAGCCGGUCUCUCCGCCCUGCACUACGCAGCAGCCGCGAAUUCGCACAAGCUGGUCAAGCUUCUUAUCAACCGAGGAGCGAAUGUGACGGCUCAGGACAUGCGCGGGAACACGCCUCUCCAUUACGCCGCAGCGUUCAACGCGGCCAAGUCCAUGAACGCCUUGUUCACUCUUGCAGACAAUGUCAUCAAAAUUGACGCGCCGAACAAAAAUGGAAAGGCUCCUAUCCAUUUGGCUGCCGCGCCCUCGUCUUUCGCCGUCGUCCCGGCCACGAUCGUCCCAGCUCUCGCGCUCGAAUUGCUUCUCGAGAACCAUGCAGAUCCUGUGGCACGAGACGCCCAUGGAAACACGCCGCUCAUGGACGCAGUCUUGGGCGGCUAUCUCGAAAUCGUCAAGCGCCUUCUGCAGAUUGCCAAGGUUCCUCUGGACGACAAAAACAUGGAUAACAACACUGCUCUCGAUCUCGCUCGACAAGCAGCGGAACAAACUGGCGACGACGUCCUCACUUACCUCACUUCUGUCAGCGACAAACCCACCUGUCCUUUCAUUCCGCGCGUCGCGAACUCGAUAUACGUCUUGUCAGACACACAGUUCGGCUCUCUCAUGCGCGUGGGAGACACAGUCACGUACGAGUGCCAUGUCGGCUUCCGCAUGCUCGGGCAUUCUACCAUCACCUGCAUGACUCGAGACGGCGCUCCAGAGUUCGUCCCAGAUCCUCCUGUCUGUACACCGGUGGAGCAAGGUGCUGCCUCUUCUCUGUUUUCGGCUCCUGUCGGACUUGCUACUGCUGUGCUACUCUGUCUCGCUCCCGUUCUUCUAAUUGAAUUUUAA
Molecule: messenger RNA, 4623 nt
Organism: Neospora caninum
Lineage: Eukaryota; Apicomplexa; Conoidasida; Eucoccidiorida; Sarcocystidae
Product: ORF73, related
Exons: 9
Coding region: 1-4623 (1540 amino acids)
Molecular function (GO): protein binding
Source: RefSeq, a predicted model, not a curated record